This is a messenger RNA of Pisolithus orientalis, 1116 nucleotides long. RefSeq lists its product as uncharacterized. Lineage: Eukaryota; Fungi; Basidiomycota; Agaricomycetes; Boletales; Pisolithaceae. The transcript has 8 exons. Bases 1 to 1116 code for a protein of 371 amino acids. The record is from RefSeq and is a predicted model, not a curated record.
AUGGAGGCAAACCACCACUUGCACACAUUUUGUCUUCAGUGUUGGUUUUGGUUGGUUCAGACCACCUUUCCACACUUUGACUCACAGCACCACAUCUGGGAUUUAAUCAAGACAGUGCCCCAGCCAGAGGAGAGCUUAGAAACAAUCUACAUGUGGGUGGAGGACUGGGACAAGACUUGGGCCAGCAUUCACUCAUUGUGGAAUGAAGAAAGCAUGAUGCACAAGAACCUUCUAAUCCAAGGAGCCAUUGCCAUUGCUGAUCUUCAUCAUCCAGUAGAACAGAGGUGCAUCCAGAUCAACAACAUCUUCAAAGACUACCAGGAGAGGGUGGAGCUAAGGCACAACUUGAGGCUGAGAGGUUGGGAAGAGAACCUCCAAUGUGUAUGCAUGGACAGGCAGCAAGGGGCAGUCAUUGAGGGGGGUCAAGAAACAGAUAGGUGGAGCAAGCAAGGGAAGGGCAAGGAAAAGGCCACAGAAGAGGUCAAUGAACUUGAGGACAAUGAGGACAAAUGCCCACCUAACCCUGACCCAUCAAAAACUGGCACCCCAGCACCUGAAGUCAACCUUCCAUGUGGGGGGCAGGCCAAGCAGAAGUGCAGCCAGGCACUCAAGGUAGGGAGAAAGCACAAGAAUGCAGGCAGCAGUGAGAUGGUGGCUGGGCCAUCGCACAAAUGGACCAAUCGAAAUUCUGCACCAGCUCCUGACUGCCCUUCUCCACCUCCUGUCAACUCUCCUUCAAAUUCAAACAUGCCUCCUCCCCCCACUUCACAACUGCCCCUCUUCCUUCCAUCCAUGAUUCCAGCACCUCGACAUUGUGCUGAGCCAACACCCCCUCCUAUGGAUGAACCUGAGGACUUCAGCAGCAGUGGGAUCUUUGUUAACCCAAUUGGCCUACUGGAUGACACUCCUGCACCCAAUGUCAGUACACAGGAUGAACUUGAAGUCCCACCAGUCAUUAACCUGAGCAAAUUGACUACAUGCAAGGCUCUAGCUGAGUGCAUUUGCCUUCUGGAGAACAGGGUGGAUGACAAAGAGUUUGAGCUGACCCAGAUCCAUCAGAUGCUGGGGCUGUUGGCUACACAAGUAGAGUGGAAGAUCAGUGCAGUCCAGGGGUGA